GACAGUCGUGCCGACGCGACGCCCGCGUCCAUCAGUACCCCCCCAUCUUACAAUCAAACUGUAGCAUCGUAGUGCCAGAGUGGGGCUGUUCCAUCAUUUUUGGGCCCCCUCUGUCAGCCCUUUUGGCGUUUCGUAUAAAUGCUUAGCAGAAAGUGCGUGCGGCGAUCAGUGACUGUACGACAACCGCGUGGUGGUUGUUCGUGGUGGUGUGUUUGCUACCCCCGUCCCCUAUUGGAUGUUUAGGAUGAAUUUGAUUGCGGUACUUUGCGCGCUGUUGCCAGCAGCUCUGGCCCGACCAGAGGCAGGCUACAGCUAUCCCAGCGGCGGCGGAAGCGGUCCCAGUGCCGGUGGUUAUCCCUCUGGACCCGCGACGUCGUAUGGUCCACCAGCAGGAGGACCACCAGUUGUCCAGAAGCAUGUAUACGUACACGUGCCACCACCGGAAACUGAUAUACCAGCACCAAAGAAACCGCUUACGGUGGCACCGGCGCAGAAACAUUACAAGAUCAUAUUCAUCAAGGCACCAACUCCACCAACCCCAACUGCUCCAAUAAUCCCAGUACAACCACAGAACGAAGAAAAGACCCUUGUUUACGUACUGGUCAAAAAACCAGAACCAGAACCGGAUAUUGUCAUCCCUACACCUGCACCAACACAACCAAGCAAACCAGAAGUAUACUUCAUCAGAUACAAGACGCAGAAGGAAGAAGCCGGUGGCUAUCCAGCAAGUGGUCAGCCGGAGACAUCCUAUGGCGCUCCCUCAGGAUCUGGCCCAUCCAGCGAAUAUGGCCCGCCACGCAGUUUCUAAGACCAACCAUGUUCAACAGAGGAACAAGCUGUACAUUUUGUAAAUACUUCUCAUGCCAGUUACCCUCUAGUAUGUGAUAAGCUGCAGAUAGAAUACGGUGCACAAAUGUAUUUGAAACGUAUGUUUAGGAAGCUCUAAAAGAGUUAUAGUGAUAUUUAGUGAUGAAUAGUGUGAUGUUUUGGACUGGAGGUAUCUAAAAAUACGGCGGUCACUAUAAUAAGAUAAAGUUAUACACAUUAGACGUAUAAUAACUUUGUGCCUGAUGUAUGCACAAUAAAGUCAAGUCAACGUCAAAUCUAUACUUUCACAAACGUCACUAAGAUUUGAUUUAUUAUUAUUCAUUUACUCCAAAUAUAUAGCGUUUUACACCCACCUUUGGUGUAGCCCUACACGAUGUUACGAAAUGGUAUCGGAAAAGGGCUACAAAUAAAAAUUGCUCUGAAAUGUUAUACUUACUACAGUUCGAUGUGACCCCACCUUAAGAAGUUGUUGUCUGUUGGAAUACUUUGUUUUAUUUUUAUUAUCAGUUGCUGCAAUCAUUGCUAAGCAAUGCAGAUAGCUGAAAGGUAUUUUAUACACAUAUAUGUUAUAUAUUUUGUAUACACUGUAUGCUUGUGUUUUAUAAAAUUUUAUAAUUUUUUAAUAAAAUUUGUUAAAAUACA
Molecule: messenger RNA, 1470 nt
Organism: Acanthoscelides obtectus
Lineage: Eukaryota; Metazoa; Arthropoda; Insecta; Coleoptera; Chrysomelidae
Source: the annotation of a GenBank genome assembly